Messenger RNA from Helianthus annuus (common sunflower), 534 nucleotides. RefSeq lists its product as uncharacterized. Bases 1 to 534 code for a protein of 177 amino acids. The record is from RefSeq and is a predicted model, not a curated record. Lineage: Eukaryota; Viridiplantae; Streptophyta; Magnoliopsida; Asterales; Asteraceae. The transcript has a single exon.
AUGGAUUUGAAUAUGAGACAACGAAGAUGGGAUGAACUGUUGAAUGAUUAUGAUUGUGAAAUCAAGUAUCACCUGGACAAAGCAAGCGUUGUGGAAAACGCAAUGAGCCACAAGGAACGCGCAAAGCCUCUAAGGGUGCGAGCCUUAGAGAUGACCACACAGACGAAUCUCGCUACUCGGAUUUGUGAAGCUCAGCAGGGAGCGCUGAGACCAGAAAACCUACGAGUAGAAUCACUGCGUGGUAUGGAAGUGAAAUUGUUACCCAAGGAAGAUGGAACACUAUACUUCAUGGAACGUCUUUGGAUUCCGUUCCGCGGAAAUUUGCGUGUGCUUAUUUCGGACAAGGCUCAUAGGUCAAGGUACUCGAUCCAUCCUGGGUCCGACAGGAUGUACCAAGACUUUUAUUGGCAGCCCAGGAUCAAAGCUGAUGUUGCUACUUAUGUGGGUAACUGUCUUACUUGUGCCAAAGUUAAGGCAGAAUACCAGAAACCAUCAGGGCUUCUGCAACAACCUGGGAAUCCCAUGUGGAAGUAG